AUGGACACGCGAAUUGACGAGCAAUACGAGAAAAGUUCUGUAAAUAUCGAGCACACACUCAUUUCUGAGAGCUCCGAGUUCAACGAUGUGGAAUUUUACACUGUUACCGAGAAGGAUCGCGAAGAAGCUCACUCCCUAAUCAGUUCACUUUAUGAAGCAGCCAAAGGAAAAAGAAAGGUGCGCACCGCAAAAAGAAAUGAAUACACUCAUCAGUCUUCCGGAAUUAUUAUUUCGUCCUGGAAAAUGAACGAGUGGGAUUACAAGAAAAGUAGGGUUCCUACCCAAGCAAGGGGUUUAUUUACGAGACACGUGGACGAUCAGUACGAAAUAGUCGUUCGCGGCUAUGACAAAUUCUUUAAUAUUGGCGAGGUAACAGAUACCAAGUGGGAGAACAUCUUUAUUAAUACCAAAGGUCCAUAUGAAAUCACUGUCAAGGAAAAUGGAUGCAUUAUUUUCAUUAGUGGACUUCCCAAUGAUCAAAUAAUAGUCACCAGCAAACAUUCAAUGGGACCGAGAGUGGGAGAGGUUGCGCAUGCUGUGAAGGGUGAGGAGUGGCUCGAUAAGCAUCUGGAAAAAGUGGGGAAAAAUAAGCAAGAACUAGCAAGAUUUUUAUACAAACGCAAGUUAACUGCUGUCGCCGAGCUUUGCGAUGAUGCAUUUGAAGAACACGUUCUACCGUAUACUUCUGAUCGUCGUGGUCUCUAUCUCCAUGGAAUAAACUACAAUAUAUCUGAUCUUAAAACGUGGCCCAGUAAGUAUGUUCAAGAAUUCGCGAAAUACUGGGGAUUUAUACCUACCGCCUUCUAUGUGAAGGACAGCGCAGAGGAAGUUAAGAAGUUCACGGACGAUGUCAGAAAGAAGAAACUAUUAGAUGGAAAACCAAUCGAAGGAUUUGUUGUGAGAGCAAAAUUCGAGUCCACGGAUAAAGACUUCUUCUUCAAAGUCAAAUAUGAUGACCCUUAUCUCAUGUAUCGUGAAUGGAGGGAGAUUACCAAAUCUCUUUUGUCUAAAGGGAAGCCAAAAGUCACAUAUCCUCUCAGCGAACAAUAUAUAGAAUGGGUAGAAGGAAAGAUACACACGAAUCCCGAGCUCUUUAGCGAAUAUACUCGUAAUCGGGGAAUCAUUCGCGUGAGAGAUUUAUUCCUUGAACAAUUAGAUCAGCAAUCCUAUAUUCAGACUGUGCUAACCGAGCAUCAAGAUGCCAAAACGUUGAUUUUUCCCGUUGCCACAAUCGGAUGCGGAGAUAAUCACCAAUCGCUUACGCCGGAUAAUCCGGAUUACGAAAAAGUUAUAUGGAAAUUCUUGAAGGACUUUGAACCAUUGGAUUCUAAUAAUGGCGUAGAUGACAAAAUUGAUCAUGUAAUUGAAUUGGAAAUUCAUAAUGAUGCGAAAACAAAUCUCAUGAUCACCAUUGAGAGGUUAUGUUCAUUACUUGGUGUUCAGAUGCCGAGCGAAGACGAUACUAACACCGCAUUGAAGCAGGCAUCAAAUUACCAACCGAGUAUUCGCAAGUUUGUUUCAAAGAAGGGUCAUCAGAAAAAAUCCACCAAUCCUUCCUAUUUUAUGAUCGCACUUGAGUUAAACGUGUCGAAAUAUAUAUCCGAAUUUUUCGCAAUCCAUCCAAACGUUGACUCCAGAGUUUACGAGAAGUUGAUCCGAAAUAAGAGAAUCCCCGAUGAACAUCAUGUUACACUCAUUCACGGAGCAAAUAUCUCUGAAGACCGGGAACUAUGGGAACAAUACAAGACGAUGUGCGCGAAUGAGCUUCCAAAAGUGAAAGUGUUUAUUAACAAGUUGGUUUUCAAUGAGGAGGUGAUGACCCUCGUCGUCAAUAAUAUCGAACCACCCCACGUUAGGAGCACGAACCGAGUUCCACACGUCACGGUGGGUACGAUUGAUAAUUCGGUCAAACCUUUUUAUGCGAAUGAAAUGUUGGAAAAAGCGCUCAUAGAAAAUAAUAAUACAUCUGAUGUGCAUGUCAUUGAAUUGGAUUCUAAGUUAGUUUGUGAUGGUAUCAUUAGGCCUGUGAGGUAG
Molecule: messenger RNA, 2034 nt
Organism: Acaulospora colombiana
Lineage: Eukaryota; Fungi; Glomeromycota; Glomeromycetes; Diversisporales; Acaulosporaceae
Source: the annotation of a GenBank genome assembly